AUGAACCGGGGGAGCAACCUUUCCAAAGCCAUACUCGCUCACAGGCGAAAGCUAUUGCUAGCAACCGGAACCACAGCUGUCACUGGAGCCAGCUUCUUUUCGGAAGAAAAUUCGUCCUUGCCAACGUUGGACAAACAUGGAAAACGUCUUGACCGCACUUUUGCGUUUCCCAGUGCACUUGGUCUUGCGACCAUGUCAACAACCGAAUGCAAGGAAGCCAAAGUCAAGGAUUUGGGACCGACCACGAUUCCGAUUCCCACCCGUGAUGAGCAAUUGUCCAAGUUAAAAAAGGGCGAAACCUUUGACAUUUUGGUAGUUGGAGGAGGUGCUACUGGUGCCGGUGCCGCCUUGGAUGCUGCCACUCGCGGAUUGUCCGUGGCCAUGAUUGAACGAGGAGACUUUGGGAACGAAACCUCGGCACGAUCCACCAAAUUGAUCUGGGCCGGGAUUCGGUACAUUGCCACUGGCUUUUCGGCACUGUUGCGAUUCCAUAACAUUACCAGACCGUUGGAUGCCAUUUCGGAUUUUAUGGGCGAAUUCAAUAUGGUCAUGGGGGCACAUAAAGAACGAAGAAUCCUGCUGGAAAAUAAUCCGCACUUGACCAACUGGGUUCCCAUUGCCAUUCCAUUUACGUCGUGGGUAUCCUGGCCUGCUCCUUUUGGUCAUCCUAUCUUUGCUACAGCUCCUGUGGUCAUGCCGCUGGUCAUGAAAUUUUACGACGGCAUGUCGGGGUUCACUUGUCCACCAAGCCACAUCAUGGGGAAAAAGCGAGCGGCUCGCAAGUUUCCACAAUUGGAUCAAGAUGCCAAAUACUUUUCCGUGUUUUACGAGGGACAGCACAAUGACUCUCGUACCAACACUUGCAUCGCCUUGACGGCUGCUGAAGAAGGGGCAACGGUAGCCAAUUACGUCGAAAUGAUUGACAUUCUCAAAGAUAAAAGUGGAAAGGCGACUGGUAUCAAAUGCCGCGACAAUCUUAGUGGAAAGACAUUUCAAGUUCACGCCAAGGCUAUUGUCUUUGCAGGUGGACCCUUUACUGAUUCCUUGAGGAAAAUGGAAGAUAAAAACUCUGAACCAGCAGUGAACGCAGCUGCCGGAACCCACAUAGUUUUGCCCAACUACUUUUGUCCCGCUGGUAUUGGAAUGUUGGACAUCAAUACUUCGGACGGUCGAUUUCUUUUCUUUUUGCCAUGGGAGGGGCAUACGCUAAUUGGUACCACGGACCGAAAGGGUCCCGCCGAGUCGUCCUAUGGUCCACCCGAACAAGAAAUUAGAUACUUGUUGGAUGAGGUCCAAAAAUAUUUGGCUGGUGAUAUCAAGGUUCGCCGAUCCGAUGUCCUUAGUGCUUGGCAAGGAUACCGUCCAUUGGCGUCGGAUCCCAAUGCACCUCCAGGUGCUCCAGUGAGUCGGGAUCAUAUUAUUUCGGUCAACCCAGACACGGGAGUGACAUUUAUCACGGGUGGAAAGUGGACUACUUACCGGGAAAUGGCCGAAGAUGUGAUCGAUCGUGUAAUCAGUCUUCAUAAACUCAAUCCACCCAAGGAAAGCUCUACGGCAACCAGACCUCUUCGUGGGGGUGUGGGGUACCGACGAAACCUACCAAUCACUCUAGUUCAAGACUUUGGAGUGAGUGAAGAAAGUGCCAAGCAUUUGGCACGAACCUAUGGGAUGAAUGCAUUGGAUGUUUGCAGAAUGGCGACACCAACUUCGAAGCGUUGGCCUCGAUUUGGGAAUGUCUUGAUUGAAGGUUUUCCAUACCUCGAGGACGAAAUUCCAUACAUUUGCAAACACGAAAUGGUUUGCACUCUAACAGACAUGUUGACGCUACGAACGAGAGUAGCGUACUUGAAUAAGGAUGCAGCAAUUGCGGCUGCACCCAAGAUUGCCGAUUUGAUGGCCAAGGAACUUGGUUGGUCAUGGAGGGAGAAAAAGCGACAACUCAAUGACGCGUUGGAAGUGCUCAGUACAUUCGGGGGUCCAAUUCCCGACAAGGCGGCUGCGGCAUUGGAACUGUCGACAGAAUUGAAGACUGUUCGGGAAGUGUUUGAAAAGAUGGACUUGGGAAGUACGGGAUAUAUUGACUUGACAGAAUUCAUGGAUUGCUGUACGAUGCUUGGAAUGCCAUUCAAGGACCGACAAAAAGCAAAGAAGGCUUUCGAGACGAUUGACUCGAAAGGUGACGGAAAGAUUGACAUGGGUGAAUUUGUAGCAUGGUGGGAAAAAGGUGGCGGUCUGCAGGCCCAAAUUGCAAACAAACUAAAGUUCAAAGCGACAAAGGAAACAUCCGUUGGUGCUGCUUUUGGAUAA
Cylindrotheca closterium is the source of this 2307-nucleotide messenger RNA. Lineage: Eukaryota; Bacillariophyta; Bacillariophyceae; Bacillariales; Bacillariaceae. The record is from the annotation of a GenBank genome assembly.